UCCACGCCCCGGUCCCCAGCGCCGCGGAGUUGUCUGCCGGGCGGGCGAGCAGGCUGGGUGUGGCCGGCGGCUCUCCGGUGUCCGCGGUCUGCUGUGACUGCCACCCCGAAUCCACGCUCGAGCGGCGGCCGAGCGCCCGCGGACUCAGGCAGCUCCUCCAGUUACUUUCACUUCAUAAUUCUGAGGGAAACAUAUUGAAAGCAUGAGUGAACUGGAACAGUUGAGGCAGGAGGCAGAACAGCUACGGAAUCAGAUUCAGGAUGCUAGGAAAGCAUGUAAUGAUACCACACUUGUUCAGAUCACAGCAAACAUGGACUCCGUGGGACGAAUACAAAUGCGAACAAGACGCACGCUGCGGGGCCACCUAGCUAAGAUCUAUGCUAUGCAUUGGGGAUAUGAUUCGAGGCUACUCGUCAGUGCUUCCCAAGAUGGAAAAUUAAUUAUUUGGGAUAGCUAUACAACAAAUAAGAUGCACGCCAUUCCCCUGAGGUCCUCCUGGGUGAUGACCUGUGCAUAUGCCCCUUCUGGUAACUAUGUUGCUUGUGGAGGCUUGGACAACAUCUGCUCUAUAUACAACUUAAAAACCAGAGAGGGGAAUGUGAGAGUCAGCCGGGAGCUGCCAGGUCACACAGGCUACUUGUCCUGCUGUCGGUUUUUAGAUGACAGCCAAAUUGUUACAAGUUCAGGAGAUACAACUUGUGCUUUGUGGGACAUAGAAACCGCCCAGCAGACCACCACGUUCACGGGGCAUUCAGGAGAUGUGAUGAGCCUUUCCCUGAGUCCUGACAUGAGGACUUUCAUUUCUGGUGCUUGUGAUGCUUCCUCUAAAUUAUGGGACAUCAGAGAUGGAAUGUGUAGACAGUCUUUCACAGGACACGCCUCAGAUAUUAAUGCUGUCAGUUUUUUCCCAAAUGGAUAUGCCUUUGCCACCGGCUCUGAUGAUGCUACUUGUCGACUCUUUGACCUCCGUGCAGACCAAGAGUUAUUAUUAUAUUCUCAUGACAAUAUAAUCUGUGGGAUCACUUCUGUUGCCUUCUCAAAAAGUGGGCGCCUCCUGCUAGCUGGCUAUGAUGACUUUAAUUGUAAUGUGUGGGACACGCUGAAAGGAGAUCGUGCAGGUGUCCUUGCGGGUCAUGACAACCGUGUCAGCUGCUUAGGUGUAACUGAUGAUGGCAUGGCUGUGGCGACAGGAUCUUGGGAUAGUUUUCUGAGAAUCUGGAAUUAACAGUGUCAUACGUAUUUCCUGUUCUCCACUGAUGUCUGGAGAAGUCCAUACUACAGCCUAGAGCUGUGAAAAAAUUCUUAUAUUUGCUGGUGAAGAUUUUUUUCUACUGAGAUUAUUAAAUGCAAAAAGUAGCUUUCAGUGAACUACAACAAGGCAAAGGUACCUGUUGAAAUCAAAAGAACCAGUAUAUUAAUUUGAGGAGUUGGGGUAACUGAUGAUGGUUUGCGCUGAAUAAUUGUGUGUACAGAAUGUACACUUUAGGUGAUCAGUGUGUUUGCAUCUUAAACUUUGUGUACAUAAGCGAUAUCACAUUUUUGAGUUUUGUAACU
Molecule: messenger RNA, 1554 nt
Organism: Perognathus longimembris pacificus (Pacific pocket mouse)
Lineage: Eukaryota; Metazoa; Chordata; Mammalia; Rodentia; Heteromyidae
Gene: Gnb4
Product: G protein subunit beta 4
Exons: 10
Coding region: 203-1225 (340 amino acids)
Biological process (GO): G protein-coupled receptor signaling pathway
Cellular component (GO): heterotrimeric G-protein complex; cytoplasm
Molecular function (GO): protein binding; signaling receptor complex adaptor activity
Source: RefSeq, a predicted model, not a curated record